Messenger RNA from Peromyscus californicus insignis, 1368 nucleotides. RefSeq names its product spidroin-2-like. Bases 559 to 1368 code for a protein of 269 amino acids. The record is from RefSeq and is a predicted model, not a curated record. Lineage: Eukaryota; Metazoa; Chordata; Mammalia; Rodentia; Cricetidae. The transcript has 2 exons.
GGAGGAGGCUGGGUGUGAGCUGGGGGCUGCAGCCAGGGACCACACUGGAUCUCAGAGGGGCCACAGGAGAGAGUGAGGAGAGCUUUCCACAGGCUCAGCCUAGGCUGGGCUGCUCCAAAUGCCUCCGACCUUUUGUUUUUCCUCGAGACUGAAGGAGUUCUAGAGAGCUAGAGAGGAGGUCUAGCCAUUAAGAGUGGUAGAGAUGGAAGGUGGUCCUGCGCCUUUGGGAAUCUCUUGUCUAGGUCAGUCCUUCUUGCCCUGGAGAUCUGAAGAGACCAGAGCAAGCCGGGACCCCACUGGGACCCUCCUCAGCCUGGAUGCAAACCCUUACCCCAACCUUAGAAUCUAGCCUGGCCCCUAGUGGUCUCUUCAGGCCAGCGCCUCAACCAAAUGUUUCGUAGUGAUUGCUCUGAGGUCCUGAGAUCAUCUAGGAAGAAAAGGAACGGCUAAGAAAAGGGGUGCGAGCUAGACACUUAGAAGAACUUCCCUCAGCACCCUCAUCAAGUCUUGCAGGAACCAGCAGCUGUGAUCCGCUGUUGAUAUCCUUGGGCCCUUAAAAUGGGUUUGGGCAGAACUGUCUGUCCAAAUUCCAAGACUCCUAGGGGUGAGGGUAGGCAGGGCGACAAAUCCCCGAUGCCUGCUACAGAAAAUAAGGCGCGCUGCCAGAAGGGCGGAAAAGCUGGUGUCCCCAUCCGCGGUCUUCCAGCCUCUCGCCUCCUCUCCCAGAGCUCCGCCGCCCGCCUCCUGUCCCCUACGCUGGAAAGUCAGCGUCCCAGGUCCCCAGGCUGCGGGCCGGCAGGGGAGGAGUUAACUCCGGAGGUACCGACUGGGCUCACGGUACCUGCCGCCGCCGCCGCCGCCGCCAGUGGGAGGGACGAGGAAGCGGGAGCCGCCUGGGCGCCAGGAGCGCUCCAGUCUGGCGGGGCGCAGCGCGGGGAGCGGGCGGCCGCGGCUCGGCUUGGCCCGGGGCGUCCGCCAGGGGGCGCGCCGCGACGGGGCGGGAGGGGCCGUCUGGUCUGGGGAAUUAGCACCGGGGACGGGCGCGCGCGCAGGUCCCCAGCACAUCUGGGCGAGAGCCGAGCCUCUGGAAGCGAGCGGGGCGCCGAGCGCCUGUCUGGAGCGGCAGAGCCACCGCGCAGCCCGGAGCCCCUUCGAGACGCUCCGGGCUCACAUCUGGGACCGGGAGAAGGGACCGCGCGGCGCGCAGCUGGACGCGGGGAGGGGGCGGCGGCUACACAGCUGGACCGAAGGGGGCGGGGUCGGUCCCAGCGACGGGCUGAGGGGGAGGGCCGCGAGCCACCGGGGACCCGAGCAUGGGACAGCGCGCCUGAAGGAGCAGCCCCGGGAAGAGGGGGCCUGGGACCCUGA